Messenger RNA from Parnassius mnemosyne (clouded apollo), 2466 nucleotides. NCBI's taxonomy places the organism in Eukaryota, Metazoa, Arthropoda, Insecta, Lepidoptera, Papilionidae. The record is from the annotation of a GenBank genome assembly.
AUGCUUGUUUCAGUGCCAAUGACUCAACUCGUCGCUAUUGCUGGGGAGCCGGUCUACUUACCAUGCGACAUAGCCACUCAAGAUGAAGACGAUGCCGUUCUUUUGGUGCUUUGGUACAGAGAAGAUCUUGGAACGCCUAUUUAUAGUGUGGAUGCCCGAGAACGAGACUUUGGUGUUGCGGAGCGAUGGUCAGACGAAAGCGUUUUUGCUUCAAGAGCGUAUUUCCUGCCAGAGAGAAGACCAGCUGAAUUAGGAGUUGAUCGUGUUCGAGCCUCCGAUCAAGGAAUAUAUCGAUGUAGAGUUGAUUUCAAGCAAGCUCAAACAAGAAACUCGAGGGUGAAUUUGACAGUCAUAGUGCCUCCCAACAAGAUGGUGAUAACGGAUGAUAAGGGAGACGUGAAACAAGCCAUUGUCGGUCCUUAUGUUGAAGGUGACACAUUUACAUUGAAAUGCGAUGUGUCUGGAGGUCGACCAAGGCCGUGGGUGAAAUGGUAUCGCGAUGAAGUAGAAGUAGACACACCGGCGACAGCACUUCAAGGGAAUGCUGUACGUGGAGUCAUCCACGUGGGGCCUCUGACGAGAGCUGAUGUUCGCGCCGCACUAACGUGUAGAGCGUCUAACCAUUUGAGAGCGCACCCCAUUGAAACAACCCUUACUUUGGAUAUGAACUUUCCCCCAUUAACAGUUCACAUCCUUGGUUCAAAUCAGCCAUUAUCAGCGAGUAGAAGGUAUGAUCUUCUCUGUCAGAGUUCCGGGUCGAGGCCGCCGGCCUCAAUCACUUGGUGGAAGAAUGGUCACCGGAUAAAUAAUGCUAAAGAAACGCUCUCCUCUGAUGGAAAUACUACAACUUCUACAGUAUCUCUACAACUGACUAAAGCUGACGCUGGGGCGAAGUUGGCGUGUCGGGCUUCCAAUCCUCAGAUGCCUUCUGUCGCUGCCUUAGAAGACGACUGGUUAUUAGAUAUACAAUAUGUUCCUGAAACAACAGUCAGAUUAGGAACAAAUUUAGAUCCAAAGAAUAUAAGAGAAGGUACUGAUGUUUACUUUGACUGCAUUAUCAAAGCACAUCCUUACGUCUAUAAAGUAGAAUGGAGACACAACCGCAAAACAUUAGUGCACAAUGUUGGACAAGGUAUAAUUAUUACAAAUCAGUCACUAGUUUUACAAGGAGUUGGAAGAAAAACAGCUGGUAAUUACACUUGUGUUGGAUUUAAUGCUGAAGGAGAUGGAGAGAGCAAGCCAUUUUCGUUAAACGUUUUAUAUGCACCAACAUGCCGAAGCUCUCAGCAAAGGGUGCAUGGAGUGGCAAAACAGGAACGAGCGCAUAUCACGUGUCAUGUAGAUGCUAAUCCAGCGGAUGUUAGUUUCCGAUGGACAUUCAACAAUACGGCCAAUAGUAACGAGGUUAGCGACAGUUACGUGUCGAGGUCAGGCACAAGUUCCACUGUUACGUACACGCCCCACACUGAAAUGGACUACGGAACGCUAUUGUGUUGGGCACAUAAUCGAAUUGGGAAACAACGCGUGCCUUGCGUAUACCAUAUAAUAGCAGCCGGUCGACCAGACCAAGUACAUAAUUGCACGGUAGUGAAUGCAUCUUUAACGUCAUUUGGGAUUCGAUGUGCAGAAGGAUUCAACGGUGGGUUACCGCAGUCAUUCCUUCUAGAAGUUCGUGAUAUAAUUUCCCAGGAAAUUGUAGCAAACGUCUCGAGUGCCGUACCACGUUUCACUGCCGUUGGGUUAGAACCAGGAAAGACUUAUGCUUCUGCGGUCUUAGCAUAUAACGCGAAAGGGCGCGGCGAUCCAUAUCCCCUUAGAGCUAGCACACUAAGACCACCGGAAAAACAUCAUGUACAUGAUAAGAGCCUGGAUUUACCGAGAACCGCAUUUCAAAUAUCGGGGGCCAUGUCGGCAGCAGUUGGUGGAGGAGGAGUUCUCAUGGUUGUCCUAGUCCUUUUUAUGGUAGCUGUACGGCAAAGGUGUGCAAAAAGGAAACCACGAUCAGCACCGCCUCCGUCGUCUCAACCAGCAUCACCAGACAAAUUAAGAGAGAAAGAUGAUAGUGAAAGUGAUGACAGAAAUCCCGACAUAAUUCCAUCAGACACAGAUCAUAUGCAGUUGGACUACUUCCGUCAGCAACAAGUAUCGACAAUCUCACCGCCUCCAGGGAACAGGGCACCAAGGGGAAGCGUAGCUGGGGUACGUGGGAGUAUACCCGGCUAUUGUCCACUUCGCACUAUACCACCUUCAACGCAUCCUCAAGCGAUGCACGAUAAUUCGACUGCUUCAUCGAGCAUACCACCACCAGCGCGCUUCGCUAGCGGUGCGUGCACGCUUCCACGAGGAGCGGGAGCGUGUGCUUCAAGCGGAGCGGGUAUCCCUCUACAGCACUUGCGUACACUUCCACGUCCCUUACCCGCCCCCGCGCCCGCACCGCGUCACACCCCCCGCGACACACCGCUCUGA